CGCACUACUUGCCACUCAAGUAUUUCGUUCAUAGAAAUUUAGGAUACACAGCAGAAGAUCGUAGAUCUGGAAAGCACAGCUGUUGUUGAAGAUUUGUGUAAUAGCUUCAAAAGAAAUGGGGAAAAUGGCAUAUCGAACUGAAAAAAUAGAGGGAAUAAAAAUAAAGGUGUUCAAGUGGAUACAAAGUAUCAUAAAAAAUCAUGUUCUUGAUCAUCAUCACCAAUUAGGCUCAUCAUCAAAAUUUGGGUUUCUGGUUUUAAGGUUGAAAAACCAAAUUAAGAGUGGAAGACCCAAAAAUUGUUGCUCCAAGAAUCAUGAAGGACAGACAACAAAGACAACUUUCAAGACAAGUGUUCAGCCUUUCAAGAUUUGUGAAUCUCCAUAUGAGUUAGUUGAAAACAUUGAAUUAGCUUUGGGGUUAUCAGAUUUGUUCUUUAACGACACAAUUCCUCAUUUAGCUAACACAAUUUUUGAUUAUUUGUCGAGUAGCUUUGAGAUUUUUGGUAAAAAAUUGGACUUGUUGGGUACUAAUAUGGAUGAUGAUGAGUUCCACAAGAUUGUUGUAGCUAUAGAUGUGGAUAUGCAGAGUGAACGAUUUGAAAUUAGGUCACAAAGUUCUAAGGAUAUUUGCAGUUUUAAAUUAACCGAUCUGCACGAAACGUUGGUGAAUGAUGGUGACAACUACGGUAGAAAGGGUGUAUAUUUUUUACAAGUUGUUGAGGUUCAAGAAUCUUGUGGCGGGGUUAGUAAAAAGAAAAAAAUUGAUGUGAAUAUGCAAGGUGAAAAAAUUGAAACCGAGUCACAAUUAUCUAAUUAUGUUUGUAGUCUUCAAUCAACUGAUCCAUGCAAAACGUUGGCAAAUUAUGAUGACAGCGAGGACAUAGAGCGCGAAUUUAAUUUACAAGUUGAUAGUGGGAUUAAUAAAAAGAGGGGAAUUGGUGUACAAAAAAUUCUUGUACUUGAAUUAAAGUAUAAUUUUGAUGAUUCUGAUAUUCAAGAAAUCUUGGAUACUCUCUUUGAUUUCUUGACCAAGAAGAGAGGAUUUCGUAAUAAAGUUGAGGUUUUUGAUGGGAAAAUUCAAAAAUUUAGGGAAGUGAAAAGUGGAUUGAAGAUUGUCAAUUUGAAAAAGGAGAAUGUUGUGAGUUUUGAAUUGGGAGAUAUAUGCCCUGUUUGCUUUGAGAUUUUUGAAGAAAAAUCAGUUGUGGUGAUCACACCUUGUUCACAUCUAUUUCAUAGGAGAUGCAUAUUUCCAUGGCUUUCAGAGAACGACACUUGUCCUACAUGUAGAGAAAUUUGUGUUGUAUGAGUAGCUUUUCAUGCUUAUAUUUUUUUAUGAUCUUUUUCCAGCUAUUAAGACAGAUUUAUGUACAACCAAAGUCAUAACUUGUUUGGGAUUGAGGCUAAAUUAUUGUUAUUAUUAUUAAUAAUAAUAAUAU
Messenger RNA from Lycium barbarum (goji berry), 1436 nucleotides. RefSeq lists its product as uncharacterized. The transcript is spliced from 2 exons. NCBI's taxonomy places the organism in Eukaryota, Viridiplantae, Streptophyta, Magnoliopsida, Solanales, Solanaceae. The coding region runs from base 116 to 1306 and encodes 396 amino acids. The record is from RefSeq and is a predicted model, not a curated record.